AUGAGGAGAAACCAGAGGGCGGCGGCUUUGGCGCGAAGAAGGCAAGCAGACCUCCUUGCGAACGUGAUGGAAAGAAGGAGGAUACGAAAGAUCAAAGACGACAUAACGGCGUUCUUCACGAGGGAAUAUAAUUUCAAAUACCUUCGACCAGUCGGUGGUACCGAAGGUAACCAUGGCGGCACUGGGCUCUUCUCGGAGUUCGACCCAAACACGUCUGUCGAGAAGCGAAAGUUGAUCGUCAAGUACUCCCUAGGGAUUUUGCCUAACAAGGAGGACAGUGACGCGCAUCUGAGAAACGAGGUCAAAUGGCUUGGCUACUUUGGGGGCAGUGAGCACUUCAUCGAGGCCUUGAACGUGCGACCGAAUAAUGCUGCGAGCGAUUCUGGCUCGGAUGGCAAGGAUGAUGGAAAGACAGCUGAUCCUGCGGCAAGAAACGAUCCGGUCGACGACAGCUUGAUAACAGACAUUUCGAUAAUGACUCUUGGAGAUGACAAAGAUGACGGCGAAGGCAAGGACAUUUCCAUGGAGGGUGCGGGGGGUCAGGACGAUAGCGACAGCGGGAGUGGCUCUGCUCUCCAAAUACCGGCCUUCAUACUUGAGUAUUUGCCGUUGGGGGAUCUCGACCAUCUUCGGGAGAGAAUGGUCAGAAAGGGAGGCCGAGUCCCUAGCAGGUUAUUAUGGCAAAUGAUGCUGUGCAUGGUGAGGAUGUGUAUAGGGCUGGCUUACUACGAGGAUAUGAAGAAUGGGAAGCGCGAGAGAAUCCCGCCCGGUAAAAACCCGUCUACUCUCGAGCAUAAUUCGCUGAAACCCCCGAACAUGCUACUAGCAGAUCUCGUGCCAGGGGAUAAUGAGCAUGGGCAGAACCCAUUACUAAAGCUCAUCGAUUUCGGUCGAACUGAUUUCUCGCAAGACCCGGCGUCGGCACACUAUCCGGACGGGCCGGGUGUUCAGUGGAAUCUGUUUUAUAUGGCCGCCGUUCUGGAGACGCUUGCCUGUAUACAAACAGAUCUAAACCCUGGUUGUAGUUGGAUCCCUCGCAGAAGAAUCCGCCAUAUGUUUGAUGGGCCGAGCCUUACCAUGAUGCUUACCAGGGCGCACGAUGACUGGGUUGACGAUAGGCACCUGGACCCGGUUCUUCGAAAUCUUAUCUGCCGAUGUAUGUCUGUCACCGACGACGGGUAUCUUUCGAGAUGUCCCACACUGAAAGAAGCACUGGACAUCUGCCUUUCCAGGCACAAUAUGGACGCUGAAACGAUGUUCCCUUUCCCUUCGGGUGUGCCGGGCUGGGAGACUGAUGAAGCCGUUGACCAGUACAUUGUCGAGACUGUCUUAGGCGUACCGGACUCAUCGGAUCCACCGCCAGCCGGACCUUGA
Molecule: messenger RNA, 1374 nt
Organism: Neoarthrinium moseri
Lineage: Eukaryota; Fungi; Ascomycota; Sordariomycetes; Amphisphaeriales; Apiosporaceae
Exons: 4
Coding region: 1-1374 (457 amino acids)
Source: RefSeq, a predicted model, not a curated record